This is a messenger RNA of Aspergillus vadensis CBS 113365, 922 nucleotides long. RefSeq lists its product as uncharacterized. Bases 152 to 640 code for a protein of 162 amino acids. Lineage: Eukaryota; Fungi; Ascomycota; Eurotiomycetes; Eurotiales; Aspergillaceae. The transcript has a single exon. The record is from RefSeq and is a predicted model, not a curated record.
CUAUAUAUUGGGGGGGGGGUAAGUUCUCCUAUGAACUGUAUUUCUUCUCUUUUCGAAUCCAUCUUUUUCAAUUCUCUAUGUGAUCAUAUCUUACUACAAACCAGUCAACCUCCAAAUCUUCUUGUGGUGCUCAGCAUCGACAUCAAACACCAUGGAUACCUUCGGCUUACAUGCAGACGGACCCUUUGGUGGGCUCGGCGGCAGUGCCUACGAUGCCAGAGAUAAUGAAGAGAAAGUCAAGCGUGUUGAUGUAUGGACCGCAAAUUACGGGGACCGCAACUACGAAGUUAUCGGAGGUAUCAAUUUCGAAUUCCAGGACGGUUAUUCGACUGGUAGAAUCGGCGGAAGGGAUCCCGCCAUCCCACUUUACGGUCCAUAUUCGUAUAAUUUUGCGGACGAUGAAACAAUAAAAGAGAUGCAUGUCUAUGCUGGUCACGAUGACGGCUUCGUCAAUGGACUCAGAUUCUCAACAAAUCGACAAGAUAAUGCUUACGAUGUUGGUGGUCAUGAGGGUAAUGACAAUAAAUUGGUUGGCUCUGAUCUUGGUGCGAAUGGAGAAUGGGCCGGAGCUACAGGCAGAGACAACAUACACGGCGCUGAUGCUGUUGUGGACAACAUGAUUCUAUAUUUCAAGGAGUGAUGUUGAUUUUUGACUACUAUUACCUGGCUCGCGUUGCUUCGGUUUCAAAUUGGACUCUGCAAGGUGCACUGCCUACCUAAUUAUUGCUCCUGUUAUACUUGUAGCUGGAGCAUGAGGUAUAGUGGAAUGCCUGUGUGUACCAUGUUCAAUAAUUUUUUAGGUGGAGGAAAGUGUUAAUUAGUUGACUUCAUCGCACAAGAUGCCUUGGUAUGGGUUUUUGCCGGAGUCAUCCGUUUUCCCCAUACUGUCGUGCGAAUGCAGAGGCAACUGAGAUAGUAUAAC